GAUAUUCAGGUGAGAGAUGUCCAUCUUAGCAGCACCUAGAACCAUUUUAUGUUCAUUUUCUUAACACCUACUUUAUCGUAUCCUCUUUUUAUUCUUCCUCUUUGUUCCGAACUUACUAUGUAUUUUGAGAGUUAAUGUCUUGUAACUGUCGUUUUUUGUGAGUUUAACCACUCUUCAUUUUCUUCAGAGUUAAGUUUUACAUUGUGUGCCGUACAAUGUAAAGGGUAUACGUUAUCUGUAAGAAACAAAGAGAGCGUGAAAUGUGAAGAUGUACAAGUAAUCUAAAAUUAAUUAUGAUUUAAUUUAAUAUAAUUUCUAACUGGUAUCCAACGAUGUCUUGCGUUGCAAAGGAUGUAAGGGUGAAUAUGAAAGGUAAAUGAAGUGUUUAGAUGCAGGAUUGAUCUAAAUUAAUUCAGUUUGAUGUCACUUUCAAAUGGUAUAGACUUGUGUGCAUCUGCUGUGCACUUUGUUGUGGUUUUUGUUACCUUUCUACUUUGUUUUAUUGUGUUUUGUUGUGUCAUGCUCUCUGGGGUCAGAUCUCAAUUUUUAUGGCAAUUAAAUAAUUGUAUUGUUGAACUUUUAUAACCGACACAGGUCUUAAUUAAAAAAUAAUAAUAAUAAUAAUAAUGAACGGUUGGAAAGAAAAAAGAAUUGGAAGAAAAGGAAAGAAAAAACUACUAUCUGAAGCUGAAGUGAGAACGUGCAUGGAAAUAGUAUAUGAGGGAAGUUAAGUUUAUAUGUGCAACAUGACAUAAUAGAAUACUGCAAGCGCGUAAAUACCCUAACAAAUGACAUGAACUUGCUAACAAAAUUGAGCUAUAACUGUGAAGUAACCACUAACUACGGUAAUUAACUGUUUAACAAGAGUGGCUAUAAAAUGAAUUCGACACUUCAACGAAGAAACCACAAUUAAGGAUCUCCCAGAAUCCACUUUGGUUCCCUCAGUUUAGCUUGCGUUAAGCGUGGAUCACAUAAGGGAACAGUAUGAGCCAGGUUUCGAAAAAAGCUGCCUCUAACGGUCAUGAGAAAAUGGUGAUUUCCAAAGAACAUCAGGCAAAGAUUACUGAGGUGAGAAAGUUGAUAGGGCCAUUAUCAGCUAAGGAAUCUCUGUACUGUUCUGAUGCAACCAUCACAAGGUAUUUAAGCUCACGAAAUUGGAAUGUCAUGAAGGCAGCUCAAAUGUUGAAGCAGAGCCUGAAAUGGAGAAAAGAAUACAAACCUGAAGAGAUUCGCUGGGAAGAGAUUGCGGAUGAAGCAAAGACAGGGUUGAUGUAUAAACCAAAUUAUCUUGACAAAUAUGGGAGAUCAGUGCUUGUAAUGAGACCUUGUCUCCAGAAUUCGAAGUCAACACAAGGACAGAUUAAGCAUUUUGUGUACUGCAUGGAGAGCGCCAUUUUAAAUCUUGCACCAAACCAGGAACAGGUGGUCUGGCUGGUAGAUUUCCAGGGUUUCAAGUUGUCAAAUAUAUCAUUCAAGGUGGCUCACGAAACCGCCCAAGUGGUGCAGGAGUAUUAUCCAAAGCGGCUGGGAUUGGCCAUAUUGUACAAUGCACCCAUGAUCUUCCAACCAUUUUUCUCGAUGGUAAAGCCCUUUUUAGAGAGUGAGACUUAUAACAAAAUAAAGUUUGGCUAUUCAAACGACCACAGUACAAAGAAGAUUAUGGAGGAUUUGUUUGAUAAGAGUAUUCUUGAAUCUGCAUUUGGGGGGAAUGGAGAAACAGGAGUUGACCUAAAUAAAUAUGCUGAGAGAAUGAAAGAGGAUGACAGUAAGAAACUUUCUUUCUGGACACCGGUCAAGUCUCUGUCAUCAGUUUCACACAAUGCCCCCUUAGAUUCAAUCAGGUUAGAUGCAGAUUCUGAUGCUUCCAACAAUGAGAAAAUUCUUGUUCCUAACUGAUCAAUACAUCUUGGGAUCUUAAAAAUUCGAUCGCAUUGCGAUGAUAAAUUUCAUAUGUAAUCAGUGUUGAGUCAAUUGUAAUGCAGCAAGACACUAUGACGC
Vigna unguiculata (cowpea) is the source of this 1998-nucleotide messenger RNA. RefSeq lists its product as uncharacterized. Gene Ontology annotation, molecular function: phosphatidylinositol transfer activity. NCBI's taxonomy places the organism in Eukaryota, Viridiplantae, Streptophyta, Magnoliopsida, Fabales, Fabaceae. The record is from RefSeq and is a predicted model, not a curated record.